AUGGCAGCUAUUACCUCUUGGAUUACGGAUAGUGGAUGCAAGGAUCAUGCUUCUCUUGUCUCCAUAGCAAAGUUGGCAGAACAGGCCGAGCGAUAUGAGGAUAUGGCUGUCGCCAUGAAGACCAUUGCCGAGAUGGGCAAUGAGCUUAACAACGAGGAGCGUAACUUGUUAUCCGUUGCGUACAAAAAUGUAGUCGGGGCUCGUCGUUCAUCGUGGAGAAUAAUGUCUAGUAUCGCUAAGAAGCAGGCUGGCACUCCGCUUGCUGAUCAGACGGACAUUUACCUUAAGAAGGUGGAGGAAGAAUUGACCAAAAUCUGCAACGAUGUUCUGGCUCUCCUCUCGAAGAAUCUAAUCACGGAGAAAAUCGGUGCUGAAGCAAAGAUUUUCUACUACAAGAUGAUGGGUGAUUACUAUCGCUACUUGGCGGAAGUUCAGGAGGGUGAACAGAAUGACAAGUCAACAGAGGCUGCUGAGGAGGCGUAUCAAAAGGCUACGUCACUUGCUGAGGCGGAGCUCUCAGUCACUCAUCCAAUUCGACUUGGGCUGGCGCUCAACUUCUCCGUCUUCUACUAUGAGAUUAAAAAUAUGCCCGAGAAAGCCUGUUCACUAGCCAAAGCAGCUUUCGAUGCUGCCAUUACAGAGGUGGACUCGAUCAAAGACGAGACGUACAAGGACAGUACUCUCAUCAUGCAGCUACUGCGUGAUAAUCUGACGCUCUGGAACUCCGAAUGUGAGACCGACUCCUAA
Echinococcus granulosus is the source of this 747-nucleotide messenger RNA. RefSeq lists its product as hypothetical. Gene Ontology annotation, biological process: signal transduction. The coding region runs from base 1 to 747 and encodes 248 amino acids. The transcript is spliced from 3 exons. Gene Ontology annotation, cellular component: cytoplasm. The record is from RefSeq and is a predicted model, not a curated record. NCBI's taxonomy places the organism in Eukaryota, Metazoa, Platyhelminthes, Cestoda, Cyclophyllidea, Taeniidae.